Messenger RNA from Candidula unifasciata, 1479 nucleotides. The record is from the annotation of a GenBank genome assembly. Lineage: Eukaryota; Metazoa; Mollusca; Gastropoda; Stylommatophora; Geomitridae.
AUGGAGCUGACCACAUUACUGGUUGCCGCUAUCGUCUUUCUGAUCGCCUUUUUCUGGCUGCGCCGACAAGGUCCACGCGUGCCUCCCAGCCCGUUGCGACCACUGCCCAUCGUUGGUCAUCUCUUCUACAUGGCCAGCGACUGCAGGUCUCAGUUUCUGGAGUGGCGAGAGCGUUGUGGGGACAUAUAUAGCCUGUACCUAGGAGGAACUCUGGUGGUGGUACUUAACGGCUUCGACCUGAUCAAGGAGGUCCUGGUCAAGAAGGCAGACAUCUUCUCUGACAGGCCGUCAUAUUUUGCUAACGAGUCAGUUGGAAUGAAUGACAAAGGCGUCAUUUUCUCAAAUGGGGCAAACUGGAAGGAGCAGAGAUCAGUGGGCUUGUCCAUCCUCAGGGCUUUUGGAAUGGGCAAAAAUCUUUUAGCAGAAAAGAUACAGGAUGAGGUAGCUUGUUAUAUCAAGUAUUUGGCAAGUCUCAGUGGGAAACCCGCUGACAUCCGGGUUAUGACUAAUAUUAGCACAGCCAACAUUAUUUGUUCCAUUUUGAUUGGUCACAGAUUUGAAUACGAUGACAAGGAGUUUCAGGAACUGAUGCACAAACUGACUUCUCUUGUCAACGAUCAACAAAAUACCAGCGUUGUAAACUUUUUCUAUUGGUUGAAGUUUUUACCAGGAGAUCUUUUCAUGGCUAAGAGAAUAGAAAGGAACAUGAGGGCAAUCAUGUCCUUGUUGAUGCAGUUUAUUGAAGAAAAGUCACGGCAUGUAGAUAAUGCCGACGAUGUGUGUAACCUCAUUGAUGCUUAUCUCAUUGAAAGAAAUAAGAAAAUUCAAUCCGGUGAACCUACUUCACUUGAUGAUCAGAACUUACUGAAAAUCAUGAUGGAUCUUUUUGCAGCAGGAACUGAGACUACAAGCACGACCAUCUAUUGGUGUAUUCUGUACAUGCUGAGACAUCCAGACGUGCAGGAAAAAGUGUACCAGGAAAUCAAAGAUAAGGUGGGAACAGAUCGGGCGCCAACCAUACAGGACAAGACACAGCUGGUCUACCUGAACGCAGUUAUCAUGGAAGCUCAACGUCUGGCCAGUAUUGUCCCCCUUUCCCUAACUCACAUCUGCUCGGAAGAAGUUACUCUAAACGGGUACACAAUUCCGAAAGGAACGUAUAUCCUUCCAAAUCUAGACACAGCCCUACACGACAAGGCCACAUGGGGUGAGGACGCAUCCAGCUUCAGACCUGAACGUUUCAUUGACGACCACGGCAAGCUGCAGAUCCCUGAACAAUUCAUCCCCUUUGGUAUUGGACGUCGUGUGUGUCUGGGCGAGGCUAUUGCCAAGAUGGAACUGUUUCUGUUUCUGGCGACCAUGUUCCAGAGGUUCCACUUCUUGCCAGCUGCUUCAUGUUUGAACCAGCCGAUCAAGUGUGACUGCGGCAUUGUUAUUGCCCCUAAGCCGUACAAAGUAAAGGCAAUUGAAAGAAGAUAG